AUGAAGAAAUGUGGGGUCACAUUCAGUAUAUGGAACAAGCCAGAUGAGAAUGGGAACCUCACUGAUAAAUAUGACUGGACCAGCCUAAUGGGGGCUGAUAAAAAAACCCUCCUUUACAACCUUCCUGACUCAUUUGCAGAAUUUGUUUCCCCAGAUAACCUUGAAACUGUGACUAAAAUUUGGAAGGUAAUUAUAUUAGGUUUAAUUAGGUUAGGUUUUAGAUUACGAGGAACAAUACUAACAAUAUACCCUCAAGCUGUACAAGCUAAAACUUAAAUUAUAUUCAAAUCAAAAGGAAUAAAGAGGCUACCUAUCUAUGAAACAAUUACCCUAUAAUUAGCUUGCUUCUGUGGCUGUAUUAGUACAAUCACUAAGUUGAUCAAUUAGAGCAAUGUACAGUAAUGAAAUACAGUCUGUCUACAGAAAGGUGAAAACCAGUGACAAAUUUUAGAACUGGACAACUAUAGCUACAGUGGCUGUUAUAUUUUCAGGAUUUCCAGGAAGUGUAUGGUAUUGUGAACUCUUGGAACCCUUCUGAGGAAAACGUUGAACAGUUUUUUUCAAAGGUGAGAAUUCAACUUAAUUAACCCUUUAAGUGGCAAUGCACCCUGAUGCACCCUACUUUAUUAUUUUACUCUGUCUAAUGCCAUACAAUUUUACUUGCCAAGGGGAGAGUGCUGCCGCUCAAUGGGUUAAUGAUAAAAUUCUCAUUGAAAAUUUUUAUUCCUACCAUCCUUACAUAUACAUGUACUGUUCUAUAUCUUGUAGGCAACAGAAUGGCUAAAGCUUUUUUUAACACUUGGUGGUAUUGAAGAUGGCUAUAAAAAAGCAAAUGUCACUCCAUAUAUGCACAUCUUGUGCUAUCAUGUGCCAUUCUUUUUGGCUACAAGUGGUGUAAAAUGUUUUACUGGACAAGGAGUUGAGAAAGUAAAUGAUGUCAUUCGGAGACUUUACCACCAAAAAAGCAACAAGUAUGAUGCCUGUACAGAUGGACUUCAAGCUGUAAAAAGACUUGAUGACCUACAAGACUUUGACCGAAAACCCAGAAGUUACAAGCAACAGGAUGCUUCAUACUGGAAUAGUGGAAUAAUAGAAGAGAGGCAAAAACGACCAUGGCUUAGUGUUACCCCACUGGAUGAUGAUGAGGAGAAUGUUGACAACAUGAAUGAGGCAGAAGUUAAAGCGAAACUAAAAGAGAUGGGUGUUAAAACUCGUGUUAAGAAUGCAGAAAAACUUAGACAACUUUUAAAGGAUGUUAUCUUCGCUGCAUCCUAA
Molecule: messenger RNA, 1275 nt
Organism: Paramuricea clavata
Lineage: Eukaryota; Metazoa; Cnidaria; Anthozoa; Malacalcyonacea; Plexauridae
Source: the annotation of a GenBank genome assembly